Molecule: messenger RNA, 791 nt
Organism: Nelumbo nucifera (sacred lotus)
Lineage: Eukaryota; Viridiplantae; Streptophyta; Magnoliopsida; Proteales; Nelumbonaceae
Cellular component (GO): intracellular anatomical structure
Source: RefSeq, a predicted model, not a curated record
AAAACUUUUUACCACUCGCGCAGAUCUCAUUUCAACAAAAUGGGCUCACGGUUCCGACAGUUGCACAGCAAAUAUGGCUUCGACCACUAAGAAGGCUACGGAGGUUGCAGCAAUAUUGAAGCUGAAGCCGCAUCCCGACGGAGGAUUCUACUCGGAAACCUUAAGAGAUUCUUCGGUCAUUGUCCCUAAAUCUCAACUUCCACCCCGAUACAAGGUUGAGCGUCCUGUCAGCACGUCCGUUUACUUCUUGCUGCCAUCAGGGAGUGUAGCAUGUUUCCACCGUAUCCCAUGUGCAGAAACCUUUCAUUUUUACAUGGGGGAACCUCUAACGGUAGUGGAGCUGAAAGAUGAUGGGACAGUGAAGAUGACGAACCUUGGAAACGACCUAGAAUCUGGCCAGCGACCACAAUACACUGUACCCCCUGAUGUAUGGUUUGGUUCAUACCCCACGAGGGACAUUGUCAUUUCCGAAGAUGGUAAUUCACUGGUCAAGGCUCCCACCAGGGAUGCUGAGAGCCAUUACUCCCUACUUGGGGUUACCUGUGCACCUGCUUUCCAAUUUGAGGACUCUGAGGUGGCAAAACGUUCUGAACUUGUUGCACGGUUUCUAUCAAAGGAGCAUUUGAUCUGUUACCUCACUUACCCUGACUGAACAGUAUCCUAUCUAUGAUUUUUCUGGGCUUUUUGAUACUGAGCUGUCAGCUUUCCCAAUGAUCUUCUCCAAUUUCUUAGAUAUUGCCAAGAUGCAAAGUAAUUUGAAUACAUGGGAAUGACAGGGAAAUUCAUACAAA